UCUCUCUUUCUCGUCUGAACAUGUACAAAAUGCAGGGGAUCUCAAUCGUGCUCGCCCUCCUUUCGCUUACGGGUUCUGCCCUUGCUAGACCAGCACCCGCGGAUCCUGUUCCAUCUCCUGAAGUCACCACAGCUGCUUCCCUCGAAGACCGUGACUUGAUCAGCGAUCUUACAGGUGCUGUUGGUGAUGUCCUUGGCGAUGCUGUUAGAGAUAUCAACAACAUCCUCUCAAAAGUAGGAGUAGGCCAACUCGCCGGAAACCAAGCUUGGAGCUCUAUCUCCCAUCGCCCAAAUGUCCAGCAUCCACGCUGCCAAGCCUUCUGCAAACCUCUUUGAGUUUGUUGCUACGAUUGCUGCAGAAGGAUUGACUGCCAAUUCCGUCACCGAACUACUUGGUUUCGUUGAGGGAUUGGCCUCUGGUCAAAAUAGUAUGAGCAAUGUCAAUGUUCAGACGCCCAAGGAUACCAUCUAUCCCAGGAAGGGACUCGACCCCAAGUACAGCGUUACUGAAUCAUCUCUUCGCUCUGCCAUCUACAUUCCUGCCUCAUUCCAAGGCGGAAAAGUCCAGCCAGUCAUUUUGAUGCCCGGAUCAGGCUCAACUGGCUACUUUACUUAUGUCGGCAAUUACAUCAAGCUUCUUACUGGAUCAGGCUACGCGGAUCCAGUCUGGCUAAACAUCCCUGGAUAUCUCUUGAACGAUGCUCAAGUCAAUGCUGAGUACGCUGCCUACGCAAUCAACUACGUUUCUAGUAUCACUGGCAAGAAGGUUUCCAUCAUUGGUUGGUCCCAGGGCAACAUCGAUAUCCAAUGGGCAUUCAAAUACUUCACCUCGACUGUCAAGUCUGUCAGAAACCACAUUGCCAUCAGCCCUGAUUAUGCCGGUACCGUAAAUGCCAACCUCAUCUGCCCUGACGGCCUUCCAUGCGAUCCUGCAGUCUUGCAACAACAAUACAAGGGAACAAGCAACUUCAUCGACAGAAUGAGGCUCGGUAACGGUGACUCUGCAUACGUUCCCACCACCACUGUGUACAGUGGACUGUUCGAUGAAAUCGUCGAGCCUCAACAAGGUACUGGCGCGUCUGCGUACCUCAACGAUGCUCGCAAGGUUGGCGUCACGAACAACUAUCUCCAAGGAAUCUGCCCUGGUCUACCCGGUGGUUCGUUCUACACUCACGAAGGUGUGCUUUACAAUCCCCUUGCAUUUGGCCUCGUCAAGGAUGCCCUGAUCAAUGGUGGUGCUGGCAAGACAUCUCGCCUUGACCUCAACAAGCUAUGCAACAUUUACCUUGCCGAGGGUCUCAAUGUUGGCGACUUGCUCGUAACCGAGAACACCAUUGUGGUUGCUGCACUCUCUCUUAUCUUAUACCUGCCCAAGGUCGUUGUGGAGCCUGCCAUCAAGGCUUACGCCUGGUACUAGGUACUCGUCACCUUCUUGUCAUCUUGAUGUCUAAUGAAUCUGUGUAAAUAUAUUGGUCUCAUAAUCUGUACAUAUAUCACGACCAACCAAAUUGAACUGUGGAAUGGAGCUGGACACGAUGGAAGCUAGCGGCCCUUAUUUUGUUCAUUUCUGUAUAUAUAUCUGAUCGUUUCUUCUUUUGUCACUCCU
This is a messenger RNA of Aureobasidium subglaciale EXF-2481, 1605 nucleotides long. RefSeq lists its product as uncharacterized. The record is from RefSeq and is a predicted model, not a curated record. The transcript has 2 exons. Bases 292 to 1416 code for a protein of 374 amino acids. Lineage: Eukaryota; Fungi; Ascomycota; Dothideomycetes; Dothideales; Saccotheciaceae.